AUGUCGGAUCCCAAGGAGAGACUUUCUCCAAUCAAAAAGGUGAAGGCUGCGCUCGUCCGAUCGCCCCGAUCGCCCACGUCCGACAAGAUCGGUUUUGCGGACGAGGGCAUCCCCGCCGACGUAUGCGAUUCUCAGAUGGAAGACAUAUACUUUGACGAUCCGAAGUCGCGAGAGAGUCUGAGCAGCAACCCAGGGGACACGGCGAAGCACCUGGCGGAGCGGAAACGGUGUACGACGGACAACUGGAAGGCGGAGAUUGAACGGCGCAUCGUCGCGGAGUCCAAGAUGGUAGACCACGCGUACGGUGCUAAAAACCCGUUUCGGAAUCAAGCGUAUGGACAUGGUGACGGCCAAAAAUAA
This is a messenger RNA of Cladophialophora immunda, 360 nucleotides long. RefSeq lists its product as uncharacterized. Bases 1 to 360 code for a protein of 119 amino acids. Lineage: Eukaryota; Fungi; Ascomycota; Eurotiomycetes; Chaetothyriales; Herpotrichiellaceae. The transcript has a single exon. The record is from RefSeq and is a predicted model, not a curated record.